AUGGCAGCAGGAAGGAUUCUAAUUCCUUUGAUGUUCUGUGCACGGGCUGAGCACUUCGCUGUUCUAGAGCUGUACACCGAUCGUGCCUGCAGCUCAAAGCCGUACCAGUCGUACCAUUAUCCGCCACAGCGCUUGGGAGCUUGUCUAGAGGAUCCCCGGCCAGGCGUUCCUGACAACUAUUGGUUCAAGGCCGGGGUCGUCAGCGGACAUUAUACAGUCGAUUACUAUGGCACGGACGACAACUGCACGACCAAAACAGAACGACGUACUGUUGAAGAGAUUGAUAAGUGCAUUGUGCUUGACUUUGACUACAAGUUCCACUCCCAGAAAUGGACAAUAAAGUCAAGCGGCUACUACCAGGAGACAGUGUUCCCAGGCGGAUGGUGCUCCUACAAAGAACGACACCUCGAGGUGUACAAAAUGGUUGGCUAUUGUGAACCUUUUCACACAUCCACAGGCUCCGUGAUGAGCGUGUGUGAGCAUGGCGAGAUUGUGCAGUUGCAGUUCGGCUUGGACAACUGCACCGGUCACUCAAGCAAGAUGAGCCCCAGGCGACCACCAAAUGUGUGCAUAUCCAGCAUGAGCUUGGGUGUCAUCAACCACGGCUGUCCCGCCGAGGCUGUCAGCGAGACUCCUGGCGACGUGCAGCUUGAAGGUCCCAGCAAUGGACACACCAAGUCUACUACAUCGCGGCAGGUUUCCGUGGGUGUGGGAGAAAUUUCGGCUGCAGCACGCGUUGGCAGGCCUGGCGCAGGUGUGCAUUCCUUUUGGGGUCUCAUAGCGGCAGGCUGGCUAUACUUUGGCCAGAACAGCUGA
This is a messenger RNA of Symbiodinium pilosum, 816 nucleotides long. NCBI's taxonomy places the organism in Eukaryota, Dinophyceae, Suessiales, Symbiodiniaceae. The record is from the annotation of a GenBank genome assembly.